Tachyglossus aculeatus (Australian echidna) is the source of this 5744-nucleotide messenger RNA. It is a transcript of the gene PDS5A, whose product is annotated as PDS5 cohesin associated factor A. Gene Ontology annotation, biological process: DNA repair; mitotic sister chromatid cohesion. Gene Ontology annotation, cellular component: nucleus; chromatin. Lineage: Eukaryota; Metazoa; Chordata; Mammalia; Monotremata; Tachyglossidae. The record is from RefSeq and is a predicted model, not a curated record. Bases 90 to 4106 code for a protein of 1338 amino acids. The transcript is spliced from 32 exons.
GCAGCGGCGGCGAGCACAGGGUCCCCAGGCCGGCUGAGGUUUCGUGUUCGGUCCGGCAGGGGGCGGUAGCGGGCCGCGCCCCCGCCGCCAUGGACUUCCCCAAGCCCGGAGCCCAGCCUGGAGGAGGAGGAGGAGGAGCAGGCCCCGGCGACGGCAAGAUCGCCUACCCGCCCGGGGUCAAGGAGAUCACCGACAAGAUCACCAACGACGAGGUGGUCAAACGGCUCAAGAUGGUAGUAAAAACCUUUAUGGACAUGGAUCAGGACUCAGAAGAUGAAAAGCAGCAGUAUCUCCCACUAGCUUUGCAUCUUGCAUCAGAAUUCUUCCUCAGGAAUCCCAAUAAAGAUGUGCGUCUCCUUGUAGCGUGUUGUUUGGCGGAUAUCUUCCGGAUCUAUGCUCCAGAAGCUCCAUACACUUCCCAUGACAAACUUAAGGACAUCUUUUUGUUUAUUACAAGACAGUUAAAAGGUUUAGAAGAUACGAAGAGCCCACAGUUUAAUAGAUAUUUUUACUUACUAGAGAAUUUAGCUUGGGUAAAAUCUUACAACAUCUGCUUUGAGUUGGAAGAUUGCAAUGAAAUUUUUAUUCAGCUCUUUAGGACCCUUUUCUCAGUGAUAAAUAAUAGCCACAACAAGAAGGUUCAGAUGCAUAUGUUGGAUUUGAUGAGUUCUAUCAUCAUGGAGGGAGAUGGAGUAACCCAGGAACUGUUGGAUUCUAUUCUCAUUAACCUCAUUCCGGCACAUAAGAAUCUAAAUAAACAAGCAUUUGAUCUUGCAAAAGUCUUGCUGAAAAGAACAGUCCAGACGAUCGAGCCAUGCAUUGCCAAUUUCUUUAACCAAGUCCUGGUGCUGGGAAGAUCUUCAGUUAGUGAUUUAUCAGAACAUGUGUUUGAUCUGAUACAGGAGCUUUUUGCCAUCGAUCCUCAUUUACUACUGUCAGUCAUGCCGCAGCUUGAAUUCAAACUGAAGAGCAACGAUGGAGAGGAGCGACUGGCGGUUGUUCGUCUCUUAGCUAAAUUGUUUGGUUCGAAAGAUUCUGAUUUGGCAACCCAGAAUCGUCCUCUUUGGCAGUGCUUUCUUGGACGAUUUAAUGAUAUUCAUGUUCCCGUGCGCCUAGAAAGUGUGAAAUUUGCCAGUCAUUGUUUAAUGAAUCACCCAGAUCUAGCAAAAGACCUUACAGAAUACUUAAAGGUGAGAUCUCAUGAUCCAGAAGAGGCGAUUCGGCAUGAUGUCAUUGUUACCAUCAUAACGGCCGGCAAGAGAGACCUCUCCUUAGUCAAUGACCAGCUGCUUGGCUUCGUAAGGGAACGGACCCUAGACAAACGGUGGCGUGUCAGGAAAGAAGCUAUGAUGGGCCUCGCCCAGCUCUACAAGAAAUAUUGUUUGCAUGCAGAGGCAGGAAAAGAAGCUGCAGAAAAAGUGAGCUGGAUAAAGGAUAAACUUUUACACAUAUAUUAUCAGAAUAGCAUCGAUGACAAGUUGUUGGUAGAAAAAAUCUUUGCUCAGUAUCUUGUCCCACACAACCUGGAAACAGAAGAAAGAAUGAAAUGUUUAUAUUAUUUGUAUGCUAGCUUGGAUCCAAAUGCUGUAAAAGCACUCAAUGAAAUGUGGAAGUGCCAGAACAUGCUUAGGAGCCACGUUCGAGAGCUUUUGGAUUUACAUAAGCAGCCUACUUCAGAGGCGAACAGCUCUGCCAUGUUUGGAAAGCUGAUGACCAUAGCAAAGAAUUUGCCUGACCCUGGAAAAGCACAAGAUUUUGUAAAGAAAUUCAAUCAGGUCCUUGGUGAUGAUGAAAAGCUCCGGUCUCAACUGGAGUUAUUAAUCAGUCCCACAUGCUCAUGUAAACAGGCAGAUGUCUGUGUGCGAGAAAUUGCCCGGAAACUAGCAAAUCCCAAACAGCCAACAAACCCUUUCCUCGAGAUGGUCAAAUUUCUUUUGGAAAGAAUUGCCCCUGUGCACAUUGAUUCAGAAGCCAUCAGUGCGUUGGUGAAACUGAUGAACAAAUCGAUAGAGGGGACCGCCGACGAUGAAGAGGAGGGUGUUAGUCCAGAUACCGCUAUCCGUGCGGGACUUGAACUUCUCAAGGUUCUCUCUUUCACGCAUCCUACCUCGUUCCAUUCUGCAGAGACCUAUGAAUCUCUCCUGCAGUGCCUCAGGAUGGAAGACGACAAAGUAGCCGAAGCUGCCAUACAAAUUUUUAGGAACACAGGCCACAAAAUAGAAACAGACCUCCCCCAGAUAAGAUCGACUUUAAUUCCCAUUUUGCACCAGAAAGCAAAGAGAGGGACUCCUCACCAAGCGAAGCAGGCCGUCCACUGCAUCCAUGCUAUCUUCAGCAAUAAAGAAGUGCAACUUGCCCAGAUUUUUGAGCCCCUCAGCAGAAGUCUGAAUGCCGAUGUCCCCGAGCAGCUCAUAACGCCACUGGUCUCUUUGGGCCACAUUUCCAUGUUAGCACCGGACCAGUUUGCUUCCCCGAUGAAGUCAGUAGUGGCAAAUUUUAUUGUGAAGGAUCUUCUAAUGAACGACAGGUCUACAGGUGAGAAGAAUGGCAAACUGUGGUCUCCGGAUGAAGAGGUUUCUCCGGAAGUCCUCGCAAAGGUGCAAGCAAUUAAACUCCUGGUCCGAUGGCUAUUGGGUAUGAAAAACAACCAGUCUAAAUCUGCCAACUCAACUCUUCGGCUAUUAUCGGCUAUGCUGGUGAGCGAGGGGGAUCUGACAGAGCAGAAGAGAAUCAGUAAAUCCGACAUGUCUCGUUUGAGACUGGCUGCCGGGAGUGCCAUAAUGAAGCUCGCUCAGGAACCCUGCUACCAUGAAAUCAUUACCCCAGAGCAGUUCCAGCUCUGCGCCCUCGUAAUCAACGAUGAGUGCUACCAGGUGAGGCAGAUAUUUGCCCAGAAGUUGCAUAAGGCCCUUGUGAAGUUACUACUCCCAUUGGAGUACAUGGCAAUCUUCGCCUUGUGUGCCAAAGACCCUGUGAAAGAGAGAAGAGCGCACGCCCGACAGUGCUUGCUGAAAAACAUCAGCAUCCGGAGGGAGUAUAUUAAACAGAAUCCCACAGCUAAUGAAAAGCUGUUGUCUCUGCUGCCUGAAUACGUGGUUCCAUAUAUGAUUCAUUUGCUGGCCCAUGAUCCAGAUUUUACAAAACCGCAGGAUGUUGACCAACUCCGCGAUAUUAAAGAGUGCCUGUGGUUCAUGCUCGAAGUUCUGAUGACGAAGAAUGAGAACAACAGCCACGCCUUCAUGAAAAAGAUGGCCGAAAAUAUCAAACUCACCCGAGACGCCCAGUCUCCGGACGAGCCCAAGACAAACGAGAAACUUUAUACGGUUUGUGAUGUGGCCCUCUGUGUUAUAAACAGUAAAAGUACUUUAUGCAAUGCAGAUUCAUCUAAGGACCCCGUCCUCCCCACCAAGUUUUUCACCCAACCCGAAAAGGAUUUCAGUAACGACAGGAAUUACAUUUCAGAAGAGACGAGAGUUCUCUUAUUAACAGGAAAGCCCAAACCCGCCGGCGUGCUCGGGGCGGUGAACAAGCCCCUCUCGGCGACCGGACGACGGCCGUAUAUCCGAAGCACAGGCACCGAGGCGGGAAGCAACAUCUCUGGGAACUCUGAGCUCAGCCCCUCCGCAGGAAAUCGGUCCAGGGAGCCGUGUUCAGAAGCUUCGGAAACCGGGGUCAGUGAAAACGAGGAGAAUCCCGUGCGAAUUAUUUCGGUCACACCAGCAAAGAGCGAGCCUGGAAAGAACAAGGAAAUGAACUCUGAUCAGGCCGCCCAAGGCAACAUCAGCAGCGAGCGUGGAAAGAAAAGAACCACGGCUGCCGCUGGGACCGAGAACAUGCACCAGCAGCCAGACGAGAAGAAGGUAGAUGAAAGCGGCCUGCCCGGCCCUCCCAGAGCCAGGAGAGGACGGCCGCCCAAGUCCGAAUCUCAGGGCAGUGCAGCCAAAAGCGAGGAGACCGGGAAAGCAGCUGGCAGGGGAAGGAAGCGGGCGGCCGUCAGUCCCGAGCACCCUGGGGGUCUGGAGGCAGGUAACCCCAAAGCAUCCAGACUGCAGGACAUAGCCAAAAAAGCAACAGCAGCACAGAGGCACAUUGAUUUGCAAAGGUAAAAAAAAAGCUUCCCCGGAAAGGGCGGAAAUGAAGCCGCGGAUUCCCCGCGGCUCCCGUUCGCUCGGAGAGGGCCGUCGCGACCAACCCCGCGCCUUCCGUCCGGGAAGCCACCGCCUUCCACGCCCCCGAUGCAAAUGGAAAGUAGCGACCGGAGCGAAAGAGGGAGAGAUGGAGAGAGAAAGAGAGGAGAGAAGCUUAAAGCAACUGUACUCACUUUCCCCGGAGACUUUUUUUUUUUAUGAAAAGUCAAUAAUUAAGCAAAUUGCUUAACUCUUGGUUCCAGUUCCCGCAUAUCUGGAGUUGAAAGCCCGUUCCGCCCUUCAUUUCCACGCUGCAUUUUUUUUUUUUCCCUGAAGAAAGUCCCAGGAUGUCCUUACACUAACCCAAACCAAUCCAGGGUUUAGAGCCAGGUAGGUCCAUGCUACCGAGGAAAAGUAGAAGUUGACCGAAUCAGUUUUUUAAAGAGGGAAAAAAAGAAGAAAAAAAAAAAAUCGGGUUCUCUCUGCUUUUUCUGUUUGCGGCCUAUAUGUAUAAUUCUUUCCACCUGCCUACUUUUCUGCAAAAAUAAGAUGUACAGAUUUCAGUUUCCUGCUAUGAAAAGUCAUGUGGUGGCAGUUUUAUAAACGUUGCUUUCUGAUUUUCAUCCGAGUGGGAAAAUAAUCAAAGUUAUUGUUGAUUCGCGAGGAGGCAAUUCCUUUCUAAUUUUCCCCGCAUUCUAGUUUAAUAUAAUUUGCAAUAAAUGUACAUACUGAUCUUUGUUUUAUAAAACAUAUCGUUUCGAAAGCGUUUUUGCUCCGGCAGCCUUGGCCGCUGCUACCUUUCAAGGGAGCAGAGGCGCCUCCAGCAUCUGAUUCUGUGUCUGUCACCAGAUUUUUAUCAGCAUAAGAAACAAAAAAAAAAGGAAAAAAAAUUUUAAAACUAGUUGGACUUCGGCAGCUUUGUAAGGAAAGUCGGAAACGUUUAGGGUUGCUCUCGGUUUGAAGCACCGCGCCGGUUCUGUCCCCUCCCCGCCAUCCGGGCUCCUUUUUUUUUGUUUGUUUUUCUGUUUCUUUUAGAAGACCGUUGCAUCACUAUUCUGUUCAGCAUAGGUAAAGUGUACGCUUUUUAAGUACACGAGAUCCUAUUUAGGUUGGUUGCAUAAAAUAAACGCUUCUAGGUGUCACGUGGUAGUUUUUGCUUCUCAAUCGUCCACCUGGGGAGCGGAAGGGCAGCCCGGGCCCCUCUUUUUCCCGGCCCAAGGGCUCGGAGCGAGGCUCAGAGCUUCCUUCCCUAGAGUUACGGGCACCCUCGGGCCUAAAUGGCACGGGAUGUUGGGUCCGGCGAGGCGUGGAGGAGGGAAGGAGGCCCUUUCCCCCCCCCGGGUCGCCGCCCUGAAACCGCGCGGGCGGCCACCUUAUAUUUGUCUACGAAACCCCAGAGUUUUAUAGCCCUUUGAUACACGCCGUGUACAGUGUAUAAUAGUCUUACGUACUGUUGAAAUCGGGUGUUGCACUUUGGCUCAAGUUUUAGAAGUUUCUUUUUAAGGAGGAAAUCAGAAAACCGUGUAAUUUGUGUAAAAAUGCAGAGUGUAAAAUCUACCAUGAAACACUGAAGAGAUGCAUUAUUUCAAAUAAAACCCGGAAACGUAGCGCUCCGCC